Molecule: messenger RNA, 954 nt
Organism: Dissoconium aciculare CBS 342.82
Lineage: Eukaryota; Fungi; Ascomycota; Dothideomycetes; Mycosphaerellales; Dissoconiaceae
Product: Formate/nitrite transporter
Exons: 6
Coding region: 1-954 (317 amino acids)
Biological process (GO): nitrite transport; transmembrane transport
Cellular component (GO): membrane
Molecular function (GO): high-affinity secondary active nitrite transmembrane transporter activity
Source: RefSeq, a predicted model, not a curated record
AUGGCCGCCCCUCUGACCCACCAGAAUGUUGUGGUCAACUGCUACACGGCGCAGGAGACCGUCGAGCUCUGCUCGCGGUCCGGUGUCGCGAAGGCCAACAUGCGCCUCGACAAGAUGUUCAUCAGCUCCGUUCUCGCCGGAAUGCUCUUGGCCUUUGCAUGCGCGGCGUCGCUGAGCACGCAGACUGCGCCUUGGUACCAGGAGAAUGCUCCGGGUCUGAUCAGAAUGAUUGGCGCUAUCAUUUUCCCGUUUGGUCUCACGAUGAUUGUUGUGACGGGGGCGGAUUUAUGUACUGGUAGCUUCAUGUUCACUACCAUUUCGGUACUCCACGGGAGACUUUCUGUGUGGAAGAUGCUCCGUCACUGGGCUGUCACAUUUGUCGGGAAUCUUGCUGGCUCUCUGUUCAUCGCCUGCCUCUUGAUGGGAGAGGGAGGUGUGUUCGACAGCGAUCCCUUCAAAACGCAAGCCAUCAACUUCGCAAACAAGAAAGUUGUCACACCUAUGUGGCAUCAGAUCUUCCUCCGCGGUAUCGGCGCCAACUGGCUUGUGUGUCUAGCAUGCUUUCUGGCCUUCAUGGCUCGCGAGUUCUUCAGCAAGGUCGCGGCAGUAUGGUGGCCGACAUUCGCAUUCGUGUGCCUCGGCCUCGAUCACGUCGUGGCUAACAUGUUCUUCAUUCCCAUUGCCAUCUUCGUGGGCGACCCGUCGAUCUCGAUCGGUUUCUACAUCUGGAAGUCUAUGAUUCCUACGCUCAUUGGUAACAUCAUCGGCGGCGGGUUCUUCGUUGGCGCAGCAUAUUGGUACCUGUACUUGACCGGCGACACGAAGCCCGUUCCUAUCGAUGGCGCUCUCUUCGGCUUAGAUGGCAUUCCAAUCAUGUCGUCCACAUGGGAAGCCGAAGAGCAGAGGCGCCGUCAGUCAUCAGCCGGUGGCAAGAGCGCGGACAACAUGGUCUAG